Molecule: messenger RNA, 998 nt
Organism: Sinocyclocheilus grahami
Lineage: Eukaryota; Metazoa; Chordata; Actinopteri; Cypriniformes; Cyprinidae
Product: E3 ubiquitin-protein ligase TRIM17-like
Exons: 3
Coding region: 180-998 (272 amino acids)
Molecular function (GO): zinc ion binding
Source: RefSeq, a predicted model, not a curated record
AAGAUCUCCCAAACACACUCCUGCCCCUGCACAUGUGGUAGACAUGUGUUGUCACUUGUCUCCGCAGCUGCUGGGACAACACCUCAUAUCUAAACCCCCGUGCUAGUGAGUAUUUGGGACACUAAGCAGACACAAGCAGCAUUUUGCGUAUUUCAACGUAUUUCAAACAAGUAGUUGUGAUGGAUUCUCGGCUGUCGAAACAGAUCCAGUGUUCGGUGUGUGUGGGGGACUUCACAGAUCCAGUGAGCCUGCUGUGUGACCACACGUUCUGCCGACAGUGUAUUAGCAAUCAUUCCCAAAGCUGCCGCCUGAAACUGUGUCCAGAAUGCAGGCGACCCUAUACCAUGUGGGACCUCCGGUCCAACCGAGUGCUGCGGAAUAUGGUGCAUGCCGUGAGGGAACACUUGAGCGAGCAGCAGGCCCUCAGGGACGGGAAUGUAGCGGCUUGUGGAGCAGGAGCGAGAGUGUUUGAGGAACCAGAGAAGCUAGUGUGUUCCGAUCAUCAGGAGAGACUCAAGCUGUUUUGUGAGACGGAUCAGAAACUGGUGUGUCUGAUCUGUAGAGACGGUGAGAGACAUCAGGGACACACGUUCAAACCUGUGGAGCAGGCAGCGGAGCCCAGAAAGAAUUUAUUGUUAGAGCCUCUGAGCUUCCUGUCGAAGGAGAAUGAAGAGCUGCAGGCUCUUAUAAAGAAACAGACGAAUGAGAUCUCUAAAACGGAGGAAAGGUCUCGGCAGCUCUCUGCUCAGAUCUCUGCUCAGUUUGAGGAGAUACACCAGUUUCUGAGGAAAAAAGAGGAGGAAGUGAAGAAAAUGCUGGCAAAAGAGGAGAAGGAUAUGAUAGAAAAGAUGAAAAGAAACAGAGCAGAAAUAGAAGAGAAGCUGAAUGAUGGAAGAGAGCAGGAAGGGAUUCUACGCUCAGUCUUGGAGACUGAUCAGCCAGACGGCUUUCUGCAGGUUCAAACAAACAAUUGCAUUCAACACAGAUUGUCCGAUUAA